AUGGGCGCGCACGCCGCUCUGCUUGUGCGCCCGCCUUCCCCAUCCUUCCUCCUCUUUACUGCAUUCCUUAUCCUCUCUUGCACCGCCAUUGUGAUCUCCUCGGACGCAUCGUUAGACUCCGAGACCCUCUUGAAGUUCAAGAAUGCUUUCGGGAACCCCACCGCUCUUGGGAGCUGGAUGCCCUCCACGACUCCGUGCAAUGGUGAUAACGGAAACUGGGCAGGAGUUCUUUGUUGGAAAGGGAACAUUUGGGGUCUGCAGCUUGAGAACAUGGGUCUAACAGGCGUAGUGGCUGUGGAUUUUCUUGUUCCCUUGACUUACUUGAGGACUUUGAGUUUCAUGAACAAUAACCUCUCUGGUUCCUUCCCUGACCUACGGAAACUUCCUGCGCUCAAGUCGUUGUAUUUGUCGAAAAACCAGUUCUCCGGCGAGAUCCCAGACGAUGCAUUCGUGGGCAUGAAUUAUUUGAAGAAAGUGUUCAUGGCCAAGAAUGCGUUUACGGGUAAAAUCCCUUCGUCGCUCGUGCACUUGCCGAGGCUUUUGGAGUUGAAUCUUGAGGGGAAUCAUUUUGAUGGAAGCAUACCUGAUUUUAGGCACAAGGGUUUGAAGAUGGUGAACGUAUCCAAUAACCAAUUGGAGGGUGAGAUUCCUACGAGCCUAAGCAAAAUGGACACAAACUCAUUUUCAGGCAACAAAGGUUUAUGUGGACUGCCUCUGGAGCCAUGUAGUAACGUUCCCAGCCCCUCUCCGACACCCGGCCCGCCCCCCUUGGUGCCCACCUUGACCGAGAAGCCAUCCAGUUCUCGGAAGGCGGGCACGAUUGGCAUAAUUUUCGUUCUAGCGGUAGCAUUGGCAACGGUUGUCAUUUUCGUUGUGUGCUUCCGCCGGGCACAAGCAUCCAAGUUGGACCGUUCCAUGUCGCUUGACGGGCAACCUAAUUUAGCGGCUAUCUCGGCUGGGAACCAAGUCGAUCACCAUUCGCAGGAGAAAGCGAAAAAGUCUGAACAAGGGAAGUUGACAUUUGUUAGGGAAGAUAGAGAGAGGUUCGAUAUGCAGGACAUGCUCAGAGCCUCAGCGGAAGUGUUGGGGAGCGGGAACUUCGGGGCAUCGUACAAGGCUGCGGUGUUCGGGGGGCAAGCAGUGGUGGUAAAGAGGUUCAAGCUGAUGAACAAUGUAGGAAGAGAGGAGUUUCAAGAGCACAUGAGAAGGCUAGGGAGGCUAAGACACCAAAACUUGCUUCCUCUCGUGGCUUACUACUAUAGGAAAGAGGAGAAGCUCUUGGUCUUCGACUUCGUCCAAAAUGGCAGCCUGGCAAGCCACCUCCAUGGGAAUCACACGGUGGAUCGGCCAGCGCUAGAGUGGCCAGCACGUUUGAAGAUCAUCAAGGGCGUGGUGAAGGGCAUGGCUUACCUCUACAGUGAGCUCCCCAGCCUAAUGCUCCCCCAUGGCCACCUGAAAUCUUCCAAUGUGCUCUUGAACGAAUUCAUGGAGCCCCUCUUGACCGAUUACGCUCUCGUGCCUCUCAUCAACGCGGAAGACGCCCAGCAGCUGAUGGUGGCCUACAAGUCCCCGGAGUACGCCCAGCUCGGCCGCACCCUCAAGAAGACCGACGUCUGGAGCCUCGGGAUACUGAUACUGGAGGUGUUGACGGGGAAGUUCCCCGCGAUCUAUCUUACGCAGGGCGGUGCCAGCGGCACGGAUUUGACAAGUUGGGUGGAGUCGAUUGCGAGGGAAGAGUCGGCGGCCGAAGUGUUCGAUAAGGAGAUGGGAGACACGAAGAAUGCGGAGGGCGAAAUGAAGAAGCUGUUGAAGAUUGGAUUGGCUUGCUGUGAAGAGGAUGUGGAGAGAAGGUGGGAGUUGAGGGAGGCUGUGGAGAAGGUUGAAGAGUUGAAGGAGAGGGAUUAUGAAGAUGAAACAGACUUAAUUAAUUAACUAACCUUUAUAGUGCUGAGCUCGUGAAUUUGUGCAUUAGUCAUGUUUCUGUUGAACUGAACAGAUUGCAAAAAUUACAAUUAAGGAAAAAAAGCAGUACUGUAGUAUAUGUAUCCUAUAUAUGUACGUACGUAUAUGUAUGCUUCAUGAAGGCCGUCAUGAAGAUGUGGGGAAUGCUUAUUGCUACCUGCUGACUGCUAAAUCUUAAUGCCUCCAAGGAAAAGGGUGAAAUGAAAGUUGGAAUCUCCGCUAGGAAUUGAGAAUUUA
Messenger RNA from Malania oleifera, 2199 nucleotides. Its product is annotated as pollen receptor-like kinase 4. The record is from RefSeq and is a predicted model, not a curated record. The transcript has 3 exons. Lineage: Eukaryota; Viridiplantae; Streptophyta; Magnoliopsida; Santalales; Ximeniaceae. The coding region runs from base 1 to 1932 and encodes 643 amino acids. Gene Ontology annotation, biological process: protein phosphorylation. Gene Ontology annotation, molecular function: protein binding; protein kinase activity; ATP binding.